Messenger RNA from Drosophila eugracilis, 3618 nucleotides. It is a transcript of the gene ChAT, whose product is annotated as choline O-acetyltransferase. The record is from RefSeq and is a predicted model, not a curated record. Gene Ontology annotation, biological process: acetylcholine biosynthetic process; neuromuscular synaptic transmission. Gene Ontology annotation, cellular component: neuron projection; cytoplasm. NCBI's taxonomy places the organism in Eukaryota, Metazoa, Arthropoda, Insecta, Diptera, Drosophilidae. The annotation marks the transcript as partial. The transcript is spliced from 8 exons. Gene Ontology annotation, molecular function: choline O-acetyltransferase activity.
UCACAAGUCGAAUUUGCACGCGCGCGCGUUUUUUGUGCUACUGGGAUUGGUUUUGGGCGAUCCCAAGGACCGAAAAAGGAUCCGAAAGGAGCGAACGUGGCGUCCAACGAGGCCAACACCAGCGCCGCGGGCAGUGGCGCGGAGUCCGCCGCCCUGUUCUCGAAAUUGCGUAGCUUCUCCAUUGGCAGCGGGCCCAACUCGCCGCAGCGCGUCGUCUCCAAUUUGCGGGGAUUCCUCACCCAUCGCCUAAGUAACAUCACACCGAGCGACACAGGAUGGAAAGACUCGAUUCUGUCGAUUCCAAAGAAAUGGCUCUCCACGGCCGAGUCUGUCGACGAAUUUGGAUUCCCUGACACUCUACCCAAGGUGCCUGUUCCGGCGCUGGAUGAAACGAUGGCAGACUACAUUCGCGCCCUGGAGCCGAUCACUACGCCGGCGCAGCUGGAACGGACAAAAGAGUUGAUCAGGCAGUUCACGGCUCCCCAGGGUAUCGGCGUCCGGCUGCAUCAGUAUCUUCUGGACAAACGCGAGGCGGAGGACAAUUGGGCCUAUUACUACUGGCUCAACGAGAUGUAUAUGAACAUUCGCAUCCCCUUGCCGAUCAACUCAAAUCCGGGCAUGGUUUUCCCACCCCGUCGCUUUAAGACGGUCCACGACGUGGCACACUUUGCAGCCCGACUGCUGGACGGCAUCCUAAGCCACCGUGAGAUGCUGGACAGUGGGGAGUUGCCUCUAGAGCGGGCCGCCUCACGGGAGAAAAAUCAGCCGCUGUGCAUGGCGCAGUAUUACCGCCUGCUAGGCUCCUGUCGACGACCAGGUGUUGAGCAGGACUCCCAGUACCUGCCGUCGCGGGAGCGCCUCUUAGACGAAGAUCGCCAUGUGGUGGUGAUCUGCCGCAACCAAAUGUACUGCGUGGUUCUGCAGGCCAGUGAUCGUGGAAAAUUGUCCGAGAGUGAGAUCGCCUCACAGAUCCUUUAUGUUCUCAGCGAUGCUCCUUGUCUGCCUGCUAAGCCCGCUCCAGUGGGUCUGCUGACCGCCGAACCAAGAAGCCGCUGGGCACGUGACCGGGAAAUGUUGCAGCAAGACGAACGCAACCAACGGAAUUUGGAGCUUAUCGAGACCGCCCAGGUAGUGCUUUGCCUGGACGAACCGCUGGCUGGAAAUUUUAAUGCUCGCGGCUUUACCGGUGCCACUCCCACCGUUCAUAGGGCUGGGGACCGAGACGAGACGAACAUGGCCCACGAGAUGAUCCACGGCGGAGGCAGCGAGUAUAACUCGGGAAAUCGCUGGUUCGACAAAACCAUGCAGCUCAUUAUUUGCACCGAUGGAACUUGGGGCUUGUGCUAUGAGCACUCCUGCUCUGAGGGCAUAGCUGUGGUGCAGCUGCUUGAGAAGAUCUACAAGAACAUCGAGGAUCACCCAGCGGAAGAUAAUGGGCUGCCCCAACAUCAUCUGCCACCUCCGGAGCGUCUCGAGUGGCAUGUUGGUCAGCAACUACAAGUGCGCUUUGGCCAGGCCUCCCAGAGCGUGGAUAAAUGCAUCGAUGACCUGGAUUUUUACGUGUACCGCUACCAGAGCUACGGAAAAACCUUCAUCAAAUCGUGUCAAGUCAGUCCAGAUGUAUAUAUCCAGCUGGCCCUGCAACUGGCGCAUUACAAACUCUACGGGCACCUGGUGGCCACCUACGAGAGUGCAUCAACUCGUCGAUUUCUGCAUGGUCGAGUGGACUGCAUUAGGGCUGCUAGUACGGAGGCAUUGGAGUGGGCCAAGGCCAUGUGCCAGGGAGAGGGUGCUAAUGUUGCCCUGGAAAGCGAUCGCGAGGAGGAAGAGGAGUCACGCAAGGUCAAGUUUAGCAUUUACAGUAAGGAUCAUCUACGUGAGCUGUUCCGUUGUGCCGUAGCACGGCAAACGGAGGUAAUGGUGAAAAACAUCCUGGGCAAUGGCAUCGACAUUCCGCUGCUAGGACUUCGAGAGGCCAGCAUAGAGGUCACCGGAGAGAUGCACGAGCUUUUCAAAGACGAAUCCUACAACAUAUCACAGUGUUUCCUUCUCUCCACCAGUCAGGUGGCCUGCAGCACGGACAGCUUCAUGGGAUACGGACCCGUUACGCCACGUGGUUAUGGCUGCUCCUACAAUCCACAUCCUGAGCAGAUCGUCUUCUGCGUCUCGGCCUUUUACUCCUGCGAGGACACGAGUGCCUCGCGCUACGCCAAGUCUCUGCAGGAUUCUUUAGACAUAAUGCGAGAUCUACUACAAAAUUAGGCGGAUUAGCCACAGAUCUGACCUACAACAAAAGAAAGGGGGUCCACCAACAAAAACAUAUCAGUAAAUGUACCUUUAGCAGGUUAGCGAACGAAACUAAGUAAGUGUAACUAGCGACCGCCCGAGCGUUUCAUUUGUGACCAAGCACCACCAAGCGAGCCACCCAACGAGGGGUGGAGAUCUGAAGAUAAUGAGAAGGGAUAACGAUAACGAAAUCGAAAUCGAAAUCGAAUACUAAUGUCAAUCACUAAUCAUGUUGAGACAAAAAAGAAAAGAACAACCUAUACGCAACCCAUUCGCUUUACAUAUCCGUUUACCAAAGUAUCCUCGUAGUUUCAAUUAGAGCAACUCUAGUCAAUUAAAUGUUUUAGAGCCAUUUUAUGCGCAAAACUGUUAGUGCUGUUAUCUAAGUGUGUUACUUGUGCAAUAUUAAUUAUGAGUGUUAUACUAAUUCACGUGCUAACUAAAUUAUCUGAGCUUACGAACUUGUUUACCCUUAUUGGCCGAAAAAAUAUGGCGUGCAAGCCCAUAAGUAUGCAAUACUUUUUGUUACAAGAGUUGUGUUUUAAAUACGUUCUAUAGGUGUUACAACAGAUACUAGCUAAACGUUAUACUAAAAGUACUCUCUACGCUUGUUACUGCAAUUUCGUUGUUGUUCGUUUCAGAAUUUAUUAAAAAAUUAUAAGGUGUAUGUUGAGAUAUUUCCAUAUAUAUAUAUUCGUGUUUUAGAGAGCAAAUGGUAUACCGUAACUAAAGGCUUUUUGGAUGAAUAUAUAUAUGUAUAUGUAAAACCCAUGAAAAUAUAAAGAAACAAAAAAUGUAGAGGAAUAUAUAUAGAGAAUAUCGUGUAUGCGUAUAGACUUGAGACGUAACAAUACAUAUCAAUAAAUUUAUAUACACCCCCGGAAGGCAAGGAAUGGUGAUUGAGGGAGAUUACAGCUAUAGAUAUAUAACCUACAUGUGUUUGUCUGUUCAAGCCGUUAGUGAAAUAUAAAUGCUUCGAUGUCAAUUCGAAGCUAUAAAUAUUCUACAAAAAAAUAUAUACAUAAAUAUUAUACGUAUGUUAUUUACAAGAGAAAUUAUAUGAGAAACGUUAAAGGACAACCAGAUACAUAUAUCAAACUAGUUGCUGUGUUCAUUGUUGCUAUAUAUGUAUGAUUAUCUUCUAAACUGUUAACAAAACUAUCGCUACAAACUACCCAACUAUCUAUCUAUCCUGUAUUCGAUCUGUGUACUAUUACGUUACCUUACUGUUACUUUCGUUAAGUUUGACUUGUUUCCAUAUGGCCAAGAGCCGCAAUUAAUGUAUGCAAAAAUAAUCACGAACCGAAUAAAAUGAAAUAAAUGCAUUACAAA